GACCGUUGUUCAGCGCCUGCCAUUCACGACUGCGCACCUACGCCCUCUGCUCGGCCCUCCGAGUCUCCACAGCAGCAGAUUUCAUUUCUACGCAUUCUGCGCGACCCCACCCCGUCGCUGCCACGCUCUCCGAUGUGCUCAUAGCCCCCCGCUGCGGCACCACGCCUGUUCAUUCGCACCCACGUCCACGCCCGCACCCCCGCAGCCCUCGCUGUCUCCGCUGAGACAUGGCUUCCGCAGGCGAUUCCCGUCUCAAGCACGCGCCAGAAGCCUCGCCCGCGCCCGACCUGCCGCCAGCUGGCCAGCCGACAGACAAGGACGACGUCGACUCUUGUCGCAUAUGUCGCGGCGAGAGCACGCCCGAAGAGCCGCUGUUCUACCCGUGCAAGUGCAGCGGCAGCAUCAAAUACGUGCACCAGGAGUGUCUCAUGGAGUGGCUGUCCCACUCGCAGAAGAAAUACUGCGAGCUUUGCAAGACGUCGUUCCGCUUCACCAAGCUGUACCACCCCGGCAUGCCCAAAACCAUACCUACCUCCGUCUUCUUGCGCCGCGCCGCCGUCCACACACUUAAGCUGUUCAUGACAUGGUGUCGCGCUGUGCUGGUGGCCUCGGUCUGGCUGAUUGUGCUGCCCUGGUGCAUGCGCGUCGUCUGGCGGAGCCUCUUCUGGGUCGGCGAUGGUGGAUGGAACCGUGACGACUACAUCGAGCUGCGUACCCUGGCCAACGCGAGUGCAGCGCCUUCCAUCUACGACCUGGACGCCCUCCACAAAGCCCACACGGCCGCCAAAGCUGCCAACAGAACCGCCGAUGUCCCGAUUCCGAGCCUGCUGUUGCCAUUAUCACAGACCCUCAACGCGAGUGCUGGCGAGCCUACCGUCUGGACCUUCGCCAAACGCUUUCUAUGGGGUUUCGUGACUCCGCUGCACACGCUGGCACCUCCACCUGCCCUCAACAGGACCGAGCUGAACACGACGGCAGACCAUCUGGGCCCGCGGAACCCAUCGCUUCUUUCCGACGUCUCCUUCUUCAACUGGUUUCCUUCAAAAGCGGCGAAUGGAUUCUUGGUCGACGUGCUCGAAGGCCAGAUUAUUACGCUCGCUGUUGUUGUUGCAUUCAUUCUAAUAUUCCUCAUUCGCGAAUGGGUUGUCCAGCAGCAGCCUGUCAUCAACAUGGUCAUGCUGAACGGCAAUGCAGCCGCGGCGGCUGACCAAGCGCCGCAGAAUCAAGACGAAGAGGGCGAAGAGGAGGCUGCUGCGAGAGAAGAACAUGACCACGAGCUCGAGGCUGAAAAUCUGGAGGAUGAAACGGAUGCAGCAGAAGAUGAGGAGCCGGCGUCCCCUGUGCGACCAAAAAUUAGGGGACCGAGUUUUGAGUGCAGGGAGAAGCUAGAGAGUGAACUUCCCGAGGGUAGAGCCAUCCUAGAAACCUGGCAUGAAACAGGCAUCCCUCCAGAAGACAUGAUCAUACAAGCUUUCAAAGAUGGGUCCUUCGACCUGACCGAAGAAUGGUCUUACUUCCUCGAGGAGCUGCCUGGCAGAAUCCUAAGUAAGCUUGAUGCAGAGGCACUACGCCGGCGGGAAGAUUCGCGUGUUACCCGGGGUCGAGCUCUCCCUGAGCGCUCGAGCAGUCUUGCGUACAGCACUCACGAGACGCCUUCGUCGGCACGCACGGCAUCUGCAUCGCCGUCAAAGAGACCACCUCUGCCAGCUAGAGGUCGCACCUCUCUUGCUACCGACGUCAAACGGCGCUUGGAAGAAGAUGGUUCCUGGUCGUUUGCAAAUGUGCAAGAGCCGGGAGAUGAAAAUGUGCCGAAGCCCGCUCCUAGUAUCCCAAACUCAUGGGAUGAUGAAGUGCCGGACUCCACGCCGCCUGACCUAGAACAAGGUAGCGAGCAUAGCAGCGAAAGCUGGCAACAAGUCCCGGAUAUUGUGGUGGACAGUAGUGUCCAGGAGUCAUCACAGGAUAAAGGCAAAGGCAGAGUUGUCGACUAUGACACUAGCUCUCCCGCUGUGGCAGUGCCGGGGCCUUCAGUAUCCACACAAGGCGAGAAGAUGCCAGAGAGGACCACGAUAAAGGUCUGGCCAUCUACACAAAGCGAUGCAGCCGGGCCCUCUCGAGUUGGCGACGAGGCGUCAAACCUAUCGACGUGCGGUUCAGACUCUUACAGAGACACACUGGACACAGACGCUGAAGACUCUGCCGUUGAAGUUGCACCCCAAUCGACGCAGGAAGAGCACAACGAGACGGACGCUGAGCAAGAGCGUGAACCAGAGCCUGCUGCUGUUGUCGAUGUGCAGCCCCCACGCCGGCUUUUGGACCGUGUCCUGGAUUGGAUGUUCGAAGGCGUGGCACCCGGCGUGCACGCGGCAGAGGAUGGUGGUGAUGAUGCGCACAUUGUACGCAACAUAGCCGACGAGGCGCCAUUCGUGCCUUUCGCUGGAAACGAGCCGCGUGAAGCAGCCAACCCACCGAUCCAGGAUCCUGAAGUUGCAGCGGCAGCCGCGCAAGCUGGUAUUGAUGUCAACGACCAAGACGCCAUUGACGACGCUGAAGACCUCGAGGGUAUCCUCGAACUCAUUGGCAUGCAAGGCCCCCUUACCGGUCUGUUCCAGAAUGCCAUGUUCAGCGCUGUUCUGAUCUCUGCGACUCUUGCCUGCGCCGUCUGGCUACCUUACCUGUGGGGAAAGGUGGUCAUUUUGUUUAUGGGCAGUCCUGUUGCACUCUUCAUCAAGCUACCGUUGCAGAUCGCAGCGACCUUGGCAGACCUCCUUGUUGACAGCUUCGUUUUCCUGGCAGCCGGCUUCGUAUCCGGAAUGUUGGAAAUAUUCUUCUUGUUUGUUCGUCAGGCGAGUGGGGGUACUAUGGAACGUCCCUUUGAACUCGCGUUCAAUCAGUCAAAGACGAUAUCAAACAGCGCAGCAAGUCGUCUCUGGAACUUAGUCGAGACUUCCCCUCUGCUACCUCCACCGACCUCCUUUCGUUUGUCGGUUCACUCGCAUGAGGCUUUGCGAACGAUUCAAAACACCACAUCCUUCACAAUGAACCGGACCAGUAACAUGGUGACCGCAUUCCUAGAAGACGCCGCAAGCUCCUCGUCGCCUUCAUUUAUUGUGGCCACCGUUCGAUUGCUCUUCGAAACCAUCAAAGUGUCAUGCACGACGAUGUACGGUAGGGUCGCCUCACUCGCAUCAUGGCUCUUGGCUACGAAGUCGUACAAGGUGACAUUCGAUCUUGAUUUCGGCAGCGACAUCAACCCAGCUUCUGUAGCGGAUGCGCACUGGACGGCAACUGAUCGCUUGAUCGCGGUCCUGGCUGGCUAUGCCUUCCUCGCAUUGGCUGGUGCCAUCUAUCUCAAGAAGGGCGGUUUCUUCAGUACUUCGAGCCAGGGCAUCAAGAUCGAGCGGAUCAUUACAGAAAUCCUCCUCCAGGCCGGUGGUGUGCUGAAGGUCAUCUUGAUCAUAUCCAUCGAGAUGCUCGUCUUCCCCCUCUACUGCGGACUUCUCCUCGACAUGGCACUUCUGCCCCUCUUCAAGGAUGCAAACCUCUAUACGCGCUGGCAGUGGACGCGUGAGAGCCCUUGGACGUCAGGGUUCGUACAUUGGUUCAUUGGCACGUGCUACAUGUUCCAUUUUGCCCUGUUCGUCUCCAUGUGUCGCAAGAUUAUGCGGCGGGGCGUCCUCUACUUCAUCCGUGACCCUGAUGACCCGCAAUUCCACCCCGUGCGCGAUGUGCUCGAGCGCAGCGUCACCACUCAGCUUCGGAAGAUUGCUUUCAGCGCUUUGGUGUACGGAGCACUGGUCAUCGUCUGCCUCGGCGGCGUGGUAUGGAGCCUCGAUCAACUCACUUCCGGUGUUCUCCCUAUUCAUUGGGUUUCCCAUGCGCCGUCGCUGGAGCUUCCGCUUGACCUCCUUUUCUACAACUUCCUCACUCCCGUCAUCAUCAAGCUGUACAAGCCAAGUGAUGCACUGCAAACGAUCUCGGGGUGGUGGUUCAAGCUCUGCGCACGCUUUCUCCGACUCUCCAACUUCCUCUUCGGCGAGAAAGCCACCAGCCAAGAGGGCCGCACCGUCAACGGCGAAUUCGUCUUCGAAGGCCGCUACGUCCGCGCGCCUGCUUCGGACCAAGCCCGCAUCCCCAAAGGCGACCCCGUCUUCGUCGAAGUGGACGAGCACAACGUACGCAAAGACGGCCUCCAAGACACCGGCGGUGUGCACAACUCGACGCUCGUCGCCAAAGUCUACAUCCCCCCGUGGUUUCGCGUCCGCAUCGCCAUCUUCGUCUUCACCAUCUGGAUCUUCGCCGCCGUAGCCGGCGUCAGCGCAACCAUUAUCCCCCUCCUCUUCGGCCGCUACCUCUUCUCCCUCCUGCUCCCCGCCUCCGUCGAAAUGAACGACAUCCAUUCCUUCUCCCUCGGUCUCUACUCCCUUGGCUCCCUCGGUUACACCACAUACCACCUCCACGCCUUCCUCACCGCCAUCGACCGUCCCGCCGCGGCCGCCCUUGCCACCCUCGCGGCCUCCGCCUCCCGCGCUGCCGUCCGCGCCGCCCGCUUCACAUACGUAUGGGCGUCCCUCGUCCUCUUCAUCCCCUUCCUCUUCGCCGUGCUCAUCGAGUUCUACGGGCUCAUCCCGCUGCACGCGUAUCUGGGCCCCGCGGACCCGCACGUUGUGCAUCUCAUCCAGGACUGGACGCUGGGCUUCUUGUACGCGCGGCUGGUCGCGCGGCUGGCGUUUGCGGAUCGCAGCAGCAGGCCUGCACGCGCGUUUGCGGCGGUGAUUCGCGACGGGUAUCUGGAGCCCGAUGCGCGCAUCGCGACGCGCGUGUUUGUGCUACCUGCGCUCGCGCUGUUUGCGGUGAGCAUCGUUGUCCCGAGUGCGGUCGCGCUGGCGCUGAAUUACACGGUGCUACUUGCUGCGGAACAGCAGACAAGGAAGAUGGUGUGGCGGUUCGUGUUCCCGUGUCUGGGCUUGGCAGUCGGGUUUGUGUGGGCGGGGAAAGAGGGGCUGGAUGUGGUGAGGAGGUGGAGGGGCGUUGUGCGGGACGAGGUGUAUCUUGUGGGCGAACGGCUGCAUAAUUUUGGGGAGAGGAGGAGGGCGGUCCAUGUGCCGCUCGAGGGGCAGGAGUUGCUCGGUGGGAACAUAUAGGAAUUCGAGGCGCUGGGUUGGGGCUCGGGAUUUGAGUAGGGAGUAGGCGUUGGUGGCGGAUUGGGUUUUUACACGGGGCUUUCUCUUGUAGAUUGUUGAUGGACUGGCCUUGGGCUGGAGCUAAUUACGGCAUUGUAGUGAAUGGGCCGUACCUGGAUAGCUGAAUGAAGAC
Paraphaeosphaeria sporulosa is the source of this 5316-nucleotide messenger RNA. RefSeq lists its product as uncharacterized. Gene Ontology annotation, cellular component: endoplasmic reticulum membrane. The coding region runs from base 228 to 5144 and encodes 1638 amino acids. The transcript has a single exon. Lineage: Eukaryota; Fungi; Ascomycota; Dothideomycetes; Pleosporales; Didymosphaeriaceae. The record is from RefSeq and is a predicted model, not a curated record. Gene Ontology annotation, molecular function: zinc ion binding.